AUGGCCUUGAACUAUCCGCAUAGGCCUGUGUUUACACCUCAUGUAUCUGAAGAUAAUUUGUGGUCUCCUAUGAGGAUUGUGAACGGGUGUCUUGCUGAGGGUGUUCCUGAUAGGAAUGGGGAUGGUUUUGGAAGGUCCUGGCAUGUAAGUCGAGGAGAGUUCGAAGAUUGGCAAAUUAACGGUCGGAAGGACAGAGCUGACCGUUGUCGCUCGCCGGAGUCUAAUUGCAAGGACAUUGUUGAUCUUUUGCCCUCUGACCCAUUUGGGAUGGAUAUAGAGACUACCUUCACAGCCAUCACUGGAUGGCUUGAGGACUUGGAGGUUGACUACGGUGGGUAUUUGAGUAAUAGCAACGGGAGGGCCGGUCAAGAAAACUAUGGUUUAUUUGCUGAGUGGAGUGUAAUUUGGAACAACGCUUUGAAGUUCCAACCGUUUUGCCGAAAUCAUCAGUACAAUCAGAUUGGACUUCAGUCCUUGAGCAAUCCUCAAGUUGACGAGAAGUCUCGUGUGGAUACACAUUCUUGCUCAAGCAGUAGUCAACAUGAUGAGAAACUGAAUAUGACCAAUAACACGAUCCAACUUGGAGAGGAGAGAGAUAUGGGGGGUGCGUUGGGCCUUUAUGACUUUGGAUUUCAAACAGCCCGUGAUGAAGGGGGAAUUACGGGCUUUGGCAACGAGAGUACUUAUUGCAGACCUGAGCUGCAAUCUGGGAAAAAAAUGGAGGGUGAUGAUAUAGAGGAGGGAACACUGCAUGAAGCUUGGAAUUUUGCAUUAAGCUAUCUGGGAGUGAAGGACCUUUUGUCUAUGGAGAGGGUCUGCAAGUCCUUACGGGCCUCAGUGCAAGAAGCUUACUGGCUGUGGAUGAGCAUCCACAUCGAUCAGCCUCUGAACGAGAAGAUCACGGAUGAAGUUCUUCUCCAGUUGUCUAGCAGAGCAAACGGUAACCUGCAGUGCCUGAGUUUGGUGGAGUGCCCGAAAGUCACAGAUGAUGGCAUAAGGCGUGUGCUCGAAACCAAUCCGAGGUUAACUAAGCUCUUUGUCCCAGGCUGCACGAGGCUCACCAUUGAAGGGAUUUUGAAUAACAUAAAGAUUCACAACUCCAAUAAAGAUUUCCAAGGCAUAAAGCACCUGAGAAUAGGCGGGCUAUAUGGCGUGACACGUGAGCACUUUGAAGAGCUGAAAUUGUUAAUAGGCCUUGAAGGCCUCAGGCCCGAAAACCGUCCGAAGCCCCAUUUCUACCACAGGGGAAACUUUUAUCUUCCUUUUGAUGACAAUCGGGCCAUGGACAUCGAGAUGUGCCCGAGAUGUGAGAAAUUCAGGCUGGUUUAUGACUGUCCGGCUGAAGGCUGUCAGGUUAAAGAGAUGGCCUCUCAAGCAUGCAGAGGUUGUGCGCUCUGCAUCGCAAGGUGUGCUCAGUGUGGGAGGUGUGUUAGCGACAACGAAUAUGAGGAGACUUUCUGUUUGGACCUGCUUUGUUCAGAUUGUUUCAAGCAGAUGCUCAAGUGCCAAAAUGGGGUGGAUGAGAAGGGUGAUUAUACCUGCAGAUCUUUACACGAACAAAGGUAUAAUACAAACUGA
This is a messenger RNA of Striga hermonthica, 1578 nucleotides long. NCBI's taxonomy places the organism in Eukaryota, Viridiplantae, Streptophyta, Magnoliopsida, Lamiales, Orobanchaceae. The record is from the annotation of a GenBank genome assembly.